UUCAUGGAUGUCGGGUGAAAGCAGACUGGACAUGGAUCUAUUGGUCGCCAAGUCUUUGCUGCCUGGUGCAGGGAUGGGUCUUUUUGCUUCUCGAGACUUCAUGGAAGGGGAAACGAUAUGUCGAUAUGAAUCGCCCCUAGGGACUCUGACUACGAAAGAAGCCAUGCAGCUUGAGGACAAGAGCUUCUUGAUGCGCCUUGGACCCCAGAAAUACAUCGACCUCAAAAACUUCCCGGAGGUGAAGGCAAGGUACAUCAACGACUGCCGCCAAGCCGAUCGACAUAACGUCCGCUUCCAGAAGAAGCCUGACGAUGGCUACGCAGAUGUCAUCGCAACGCGCGUCAUUCAUUCUGGGGAAGAGCUCUAUGUAGACUACGGGAGGCUAUACUGGUUUGGGUCGAAAACUCUUCCGUCAAAGUUGGCAGUAAGGAGUGAGGAUUGACUUGUUCACCGAGCGCACAGCAGGAGUGAAUCGACUUGCGGUUGAUCUCUCAAUUUACAGCUGAUGAUCAUGCGCUUUUGUUCCGGACCCGAGUGAGGAGACUGACCACCAACCUGGUCAAGAAG
Molecule: messenger RNA, 567 nt
Organism: Guillardia theta CCMP2712
Lineage: Eukaryota; Cryptophyceae; Pyrenomonadales; Geminigeraceae
Exons: 5
Coding region: 8-442 (144 amino acids)
Molecular function (GO): protein binding
Source: RefSeq, a predicted model, not a curated record